Messenger RNA from Medicago truncatula (barrel medic), 1338 nucleotides. Its product is annotated as protein EXPRESSION OF TERPENOIDS 1. The transcript has 2 exons. Gene Ontology annotation, cellular component: nucleus. NCBI's taxonomy places the organism in Eukaryota, Viridiplantae, Streptophyta, Magnoliopsida, Fabales, Fabaceae. Bases 158 to 1174 code for a protein of 338 amino acids. Gene Ontology annotation, molecular function: DNA binding; DNA-binding transcription factor activity. The record is from RefSeq and is a predicted model, not a curated record. Gene Ontology annotation, biological process: positive regulation of DNA-templated transcription.
GUCUUCUGAUCAAAAAGCAAAACAAACUAUUUCUUCUCUCUCUCCAUAACUAAUUUAAGAUUCUCGAAGCUUCUUCUUUAUCUACUGAUAUGGAUGUUAUUGCUAUAACUAUAACUAAAUUAGGGAAGAUCGUUUCAUUUUUGUGUUACAAAACAACAUGGCUGGUUUCUUCUCUCUAAGCAGUGGAAGAGGCAAAGAAGAAGCAAGAGAACAAGAAGAAAAUAACAACAACAGUGGAAAUAAUAAUAAUCAGUUUUUGUUCAGAAACGAAGAGAUCUACAACAAAGGUUUUGAGAUAUGGCCACAACAACAUCAACAAUCUUCUUUUCAUCAUCAUCAACAACAACAUCAACAAAACAUUAACAAUUUUUACUCUUUUGGUGUUGGAAGUUCGAGAAGAAACGACGACAACAACAACAACAACGACAACGUUUCUGUUUCAUUUUCUGAUGAAUCAACAAGAUUUGGUUUAACAGUUAUGAGGUCUUCAAGUGGUGGUUUAGGUGGUGGUGGAAUGAACUGUCAAGAUUGUGGUAACCAAGCUAAGAAAGAUUGUCCACAUCUUAGAUGUAGAACUUGUUGCAAGAGUCGAGGGUUUCAGUGUCAAACUCAUGUGAAAAGUACUUGGGUUCCAGCUGCUAAACGCCGCGAACGGCAGCAACAACUCACGUCGUUGCAGCAACAAAAUCAGCAGCAGCAACAACAGUUUCACUCAUCAAGAAGACACAGAGAAAAUCAAAAUGAUCCUUCUGGAGCUUCUGGUUCUCUAACUUGUACUCCAGUACCUAUCACUACCACAGGGUUGGAGUUGGGAAAUUUUCCACCGGAGCUGAAUUCACCGGCGGUGUUCCGGUGUGUAAAAGUGAGUGCAAUGGAUGCACAAGACGAACGUUAUGCUUAUCAAACUGCUGUUAACAUAGGAGGAAGAGUUUUCAAGGGAAUUUUGUAUGAUCAAGGACUUGAAGGUAGCUACACUAGUCCAAAUGCUGCUGUUGCUGGUGGCGAGGGUUCUACCGGUGGCGGCGGUGGAAGUGGCGGCGAAGGAAAUCAACAAAAUCUCAUAACAACCACAACAACAAAUGUUAACAAUCCAUUUGAGUAUUCUUCACUAUAUCCAGCUCCUCUUAAUGCUUUCAUGGCUGGUACGCAAUUCUUCCCACCUCCAAGAUCCUAAAGAGACGUACCUAUUUCUCUCUAUCUAUAUAUCUAUUUGAAUAAUUAUUUGAGUUUGAGUUGAAACAAACCAUUAAGUAUUUUUUUUAUGGAUCAAUGUUAAUUAAUUUCUAUGUAUAAUCUUAAUUAACAUUAUAUUAUAUGGAUCAGCUCUGAAUUGUAGUA